Molecule: messenger RNA, 457 nt
Organism: Paralichthys olivaceus (Japanese flounder)
Lineage: Eukaryota; Metazoa; Chordata; Actinopteri; Pleuronectiformes; Paralichthyidae
Source: RefSeq, a predicted model, not a curated record
GACAGCGCGUGCAGCCCCGGUCCCCGCCGCCGCCUCACUGGCUCCACACACCGAUCUGUGGCCGCGGGAGAGGCUCGUCUGCCCGGGUUCCCUUCACCUCCUCCUCCUCCUCCUUCUCCUCCUCUCCGGACUGCAUGUUCAGCCACACCGCCUCCCUCUGCGUCUUCAGCCCCGGCGACCAUGGACAGUCGGGUACUCGAGCAUCCUCACGCCCAGUUCGGAGGCUCCCUGGCCGGGCUGGUGGGCUUCCCGUACCCGCUCGGUGCCCACCACCACCCGCAUCACCACCACCACCAUCCACACCAGCACGUCUACGAGCUCGCCGGCGGGCACCAGCUGCAGUCCGCGGCCGCCGUGCCCUUCUCCAUAGACGGAUUACUUAACGGCUCCUGCUCGGCCUCGGUGGUCAGCUCCAACCCGCUGCUGUCGCCUGACGGCCCGCAGUACAAACUCUCAG